AAGUUCCCUACAAGAGACCACACGUCUGAUGGCAACAGUUGUUGCUCACAAGACGAUAAAAGCACUACAGGAUCUGGCAGACAAGAAUACCGGUAAAACAGUCGCAGAUCUUAAUGAGAGAAAAACUGUCGUUCCUUAUGAAAGCUCCAUCAAUAUUGGUUUAAAAAAUAACGGUUUAGUUAUUCUAAAAACAGGUCUCUAUUAUGUUUACACUGGUAUUGGGGUGAAGUUGAUCAUGGGAAAUAACUCGUCUGAAAUAAUUUGCACGACCUUAUUUUACUACCUGUAUCGAGUGAACGCUAUGAUCGAUAUGAUGACCACUGUUCUGGCUAGAUCUCUACAAAUCUGCACUGACUUCAAACAAGAAGAAAAAGUCUCCUACAUAGGUGGUGUAUUUAAGUUAUACUCUGGCGACAAAAUCGAAGUUCAUCUUCACGGUCUUCACCAGUUUAAGCUGAUACCUCAGUCUUCAUUCGUGGGUCUGUUUAUGGUUAAGCCUGAGCCUUGACGUUGAGCAACUAAAAUGUUGAACUCGAUCCUAAUGCCGCAAAAUUUGCUGGCACAGAAGUACGACCAACGUCACAUUCAGAGCGACUGUUUAAGUUAAAGAGAUGCUAAAUAAUCUACCGCAUUAAACGCUUAAACGCAUGUAACAUUUCAAUCUACCACCAUCCCUCAAAUUAUAUUAUCUUUUUUCUUAACUAGCAGUAAAAAAAAAUCCCCCAAAAAAUAUGAUUUUUCAGCAUAUAUAAUUUUUUAAAAAUCUUUACAUUUAUGAUUAUCACUACAGUUUUGAGAAAAUGAUGAUUUAGAUAUUUAUUAUAAUCAAUUAUUAAGCUUUAUAUUAUGUUGACAAAACGUCAUGUAGCUGAUAAAAACGAAACAUUUCUGAUAUAUCUGACGUAAUUUGUGCUACAAAUGUCCAGAAACAAUUGUAGAGACAGAAAUAUCAAAGAUUUCCGUAGUUGAAAUAAGGAGCUCUACUUAACAUUUGUCAACGUUGUUUUUCCUGGUCUUGUUGUAAGCUGUAUAAGACCCUUUUAGAGUGUUUUUG
Physella acuta is the source of this 1054-nucleotide messenger RNA. Its product is annotated as tumor necrosis factor ligand superfamily member 6-like. Gene Ontology annotation, biological process: immune response. Gene Ontology annotation, cellular component: membrane. Gene Ontology annotation, molecular function: tumor necrosis factor receptor binding. The record is from RefSeq and is a predicted model, not a curated record. NCBI's taxonomy places the organism in Eukaryota, Metazoa, Mollusca, Gastropoda, Physidae.